AUGCUCCUGGCACCGGGAGACGCUCCCGCCCGGCCCGUGACGCUCCGCUCCGCUCCGCUCCGCUCCGCAGAGAUCAAGGCGACCGUGGUGUACCCGGCCACGGAGAAGCACCUGCGCAAGUACCUGCGGCAGCCCGUGCACCUGGUGCGCGAGAGCGCCGACGACUACGAGCGCAUCACGCUGCCCUUCGUGCGCGCCCAGGCGCUCAGCCUCCAGUGGGUCUACAACAUCCUGGAGAAGAAGGCGGAGGCCGAGCGCAUCGUCUACGAGAACCCGGACCCGCAGGACGGCUUCGUGCUCCUGCCCGACCUCAAGUGGAACCAGAGCCAGCUGGACGACCUCUACCUGAUCGCCCUGGUGCGCCGGCGGGACCUCAUGUCGCUGCGGGACGUCACGGCCGAGCACCUGCCGCUGCUGCGCAACAUCCUGCGCGAGGGGCAGGCCGCCAUCGCCGGGCGCUUCGGCGUGGCCGCCUCGCAGCUGCGCGUCUACCUGCACUACCCGCCCUCCUACUACCACCUGCACGUGCACUUCACGGCGCUGGGCCACGAGGCGCCGGGCUGCGCCGUGGAGCGCGCCCACCUGCUCGCCGACGUGCUGGACAACGUGGCGCGCGACGGGCGCCACUACCAGCGGCGGGCGCUCGCCUGCGCCCUGCGCGACGACGAGCCGCUGCUGCGCCUCUUCCGCGAGGCCGGCCGCCUCUGAGCGC
Molecule: messenger RNA, 712 nt
Organism: Nothoprocta perdicaria
Lineage: Eukaryota; Metazoa; Chordata; Aves; Tinamiformes; Tinamidae
Gene: DCPS
Product: decapping enzyme, scavenger
Exons: 4
Coding region: 1-708 (235 amino acids)
Biological process (GO): deadenylation-dependent decapping of nuclear-transcribed mRNA
Cellular component (GO): P-body; nucleus
Molecular function (GO): hydrolase activity; RNA 7-methylguanosine cap binding
Source: RefSeq, a predicted model, not a curated record